This is a messenger RNA of Mastomys coucha (southern multimammate mouse), 835 nucleotides long. It is a transcript of the gene Proca1, whose product is annotated as protein interacting with cyclin A1. The record is from RefSeq and is a predicted model, not a curated record. The coding region runs from base 126 to 788 and encodes 220 amino acids. The transcript is spliced from 2 exons. Lineage: Eukaryota; Metazoa; Chordata; Mammalia; Rodentia; Muridae.
AAGUGACCCAGACCCCUCUUCCCUCAGGUGAGAACAAGGAGACAGACAGAUGUUGCUGGAAACACCAGCACUGUCAUGGGCAUACCAUCCGCCCCUUCUUGGACUGUGGCCAUCACAACCGAUGCAUGCAUGCUGUCAGCCACUGCGACUGUGAAUCUAGGUGUAGAAGCCAUAGGCCCGUCUCGGUGGCAGUAAUUCACCAUCCCACCCACUAUACAUAUAUGACAGAUGACCUAAAUGAUGAGGAUGAGGAUUCUGAAGAGAACCAGCUUCCCAUCAAAAAACAUUUAAGUCCCAGACUCACUGACCCAAGCACAGAGUCAGCCACUGGGGAUCCUGACUUAUCAGUGCCCAUCACCAUCUGGCGUUCUGAAAGCCCCAUGGACAAGCGUCAGGAAGACAAGGUCAUCAAAAAUAUAAAGAAGAAAAAGGAGAAAGAGAAAGACAAGGAGGAGAUGGUGGAUGAAAAGGCAAACUUGAAAAAUGCCAAGGGCAAGUUAACUAAGAAAAAAAGCCCAGUGAAGUCAGAGUCUUCCCCUGCAGACUUGAACCAAUCAGUAAGACCAGUGAGGACAUCAGAGUCCAGCCCAGAAAGCCGGGAAGGGCUGGAGAGUGAGGAGAGUUAUGGGCGGGGUAAAGAAAGGCCCUUCAGUGAAAAUACUGUAGAGUCAUCAUUGCCCAGAAAGAAAGAAAAGUCCUCUGCCAAAAAGAAUGGGACAAAGAACGUGCACACCCGGAAAACAAGCAAGAGAAAAUCUCCCCCAGUACCCAACCCCAAUCUCAGUUGAGGCUAGGGCAUCCAGAGUGAAUAAAUCAAGCCUGUAACUGACCCCUA